Molecule: messenger RNA, 1672 nt
Organism: Hibiscus syriacus
Lineage: Eukaryota; Viridiplantae; Streptophyta; Magnoliopsida; Malvales; Malvaceae
Product: AAA-ATPase ASD, mitochondrial-like
Exons: 1
Coding region: 34-1551 (505 amino acids)
Molecular function (GO): ATP binding; ATP hydrolysis activity
Source: RefSeq, a predicted model, not a curated record
UUAAACACUUGAACUAAGUUGCAGAAAAAAAAAAUGGUGAUGAUGGGAGAAAUGUGGAACUUAGGGUCCACCAUGGGUACUUUGAUGCUUGUUUAUACCCUCUUCAGGCAGUUUUUUCCUCAUCAUCUUCAGCUCUAUUUCGAAAAAUAUUUCAGAAAAGUUAGUGGUUUUAUAUAUCCUUACGUAGAAAUUACCUUCGAUGAGUUCGCCGGCGACUUUUUUAAGCGCAAUGAAGCCUAUUCGGCGAUUAAAUCUUAUCUCGGCGACAAGUCGUCGGCGUCGGCGAAGCGUCUCAAGGCCAACGUCGUGAAAGAUACUGAAUCCGUGGUCCUUUCCAUGGAUUAUAACGAAGAAGUCACCGAUAAAUUUGAAGGCGUUAAAGUUUGGUGGUCGGCGAACAGAACUCUUCCCAGCACUCAACGGAUUUCAUGGUUUUCCGAUGACGAUGAGAAGAGAUCUUACACGCUUACGGUGCAUAAACGCCAUCGGGAAUUGAUCACGCGGUCUUAUAUUGGUUAUGUGUUGAAGGAAGGGAAGGAAAGGGCGACGAGGAACCGGCGGCGGAAGCUCUAUUCGAACAAUCCGAGCCAUGAUUGGCAUGGAUAUCGGAGGAGCAAGUGGAGUGAUGUACCGUUCGAACAUCCGGCGACGUUCGAUACGUUGGCGAUGGAUUCGAAUUUGAAAGAGGAGAUCAAGAACGAUUUGAUCAAGUUUAGUACUGCAAAGGACUAUUAUGUUCGGAUAGGGAAGGCUUGGAAACGUGGAUACCUUCUUUACGGUCCUCCCGGGACCGGGAAAUCUUCGAUGAUUGCCGCGAUGGCGAACCUAUUGGAUUAUGAUGUUUACGAUCUCGAACUCACUGCGGUGAAGGAGAACGCGGAGUUGAGAAGGCUUUUGCUCGAUACGUCGAAUAAAUCGGUGGUGGUGAUCGAGGAUAUCGAUUGCUCCCUCGAUCUCACGGGCCAAAGGGAGAGAAAUAAAACGGAGAAAGACAAAAAAGACGAAGAUCGAUCGGACCCGAUCACGAAAAAGAUCAAAGAAGACGAGAAAACAGAAAGUAAGGUCACAUUAUCGGGGCUUUUGAAUUGCAUCGACGGAUUAUGGUCGUCUUGCGGAGGCGAAAGGAUCAUUGUUUUCACAACAAAUUAUGUGGAGAAACUCGAUCCGGCAUUGAUAAGGAGAGGAAGAAUGGAUAAACACAUUGAACUGUCUUAUUGCUGCUUCGAUGCGUUCAAGGUGUUCGCCAAGAACUACCUGGAGAUCGAUUCUCAUUCGUUGUUUGGCGAAAUCGAAACAUUGUUGGGCGAAACCGAAAUGACUCCGGCCGAUGUUGCGGAGAAUUUGAUGCCGAAAUCGAACAAUGACGAAGUUGAAACUUGUUUAAGCCGAUUGAUCGAAGCUCUUAACGAUGCAAAGAAGAAGAAGAAGGCAGAGGAUGAAGCUCGUUUAAUGGCGGAGAAAAAAGAAGAAGAAAACAAGGAAGUGAAAGAAAAUGGGGUGGCAACGGCUGCCGAUGAAGUGAAAGAAAAUGGUGUCACCGUCAGCCAUUAGUAUAUGAAUUGAUCAAUGUUCUUAUUGUUAUUUGUAUUGGUUUGUGUUUAGCUGGUGGAGAUAGAUUUGUUUAAAAAAUAAGAUUUUAAAUCCAUGUAGUGAUGUGUAUAGACAUAGUGUA